Messenger RNA from Colletotrichum graminicola M1.001, 1368 nucleotides. RefSeq lists its product as uncharacterized. Gene Ontology annotation, molecular function: S-adenosylmethionine-dependent methyltransferase activity. The transcript is spliced from 3 exons. The coding region runs from base 1 to 1368 and encodes 455 amino acids. Lineage: Eukaryota; Fungi; Ascomycota; Sordariomycetes; Glomerellales; Glomerellaceae. The record is from RefSeq and is a predicted model, not a curated record.
AUGAGGUUGUCUCACCCAGCCGCGUGGCUUGCCUUGGGAUUCGUAUGCGGUGUUCCGUCAACAGGAAGCGAAGUGGACAUUGGCAACGAAAAUGCGGACAAGAACAUUGCCGCCGAUGGGGUGCUCGAAGAAAACACGAUCUUAGCAUCAAUACCCAUAGACUCGCUUGUAGAGUUGCACGAGGUGACGAUCACUGUUGAAGAAACUCGAGAAGAACCAAGCCCUCGCCAUGAACAGGAGGGGAAGAAUCUGCUGAAACGUAUGAGCAAGUUCCACGGUAAAUGGGACACGAACCAUCCACGCCAUCGACUGUUAGAAGCUCUUUUUGGCUUCGGCCGGUAUAAGGAACGACAUAUGGCCGAGAUUGGUCGAUGGAAGGGUUUUUACAAGCAUGUAUCCAAGGCUCAGAAAGCAGUCCUUGAGAAGACCAUUGGAUACUCGCGUAAGUUCGAAAUUGCGGAGCAGCUUCUUGACCUCAACCAGGGGCUGUGCAACGAGAUUGUUGAGACGGCGCUCAAGUUCUACGGCGUCACGCAGAAAGAGCUCGCGGACCACAGCAAAGCCAAGGACGAUGCAGGUCAGCCAGCUGACCGGGUCAGUGCAUCACAAGCGCUAAAGCACUUUGUCCGAGAUUGGUCCACAGCAGGUACCGGUGAGCGCGGAGACGCGUUCCCGUGUAUCCUCAAUGAGCUAACGGCCUUGUUCCCUGACCGGUCCUCCCGGAAUAUCAAGGCCCUCUUCCCGGGCUCGGGAGUGGGGCGACUCGGCCACGAGGUUGCGGCUCUGGGCGGGUUCGAAGUCACUGUCAACGAGUGGUCAAUGUUCAUGAACCUCGCAUACCGUUUCCUAGAAGCGCAUCCACGACCGGGAAGCAGAGCCCUCCACCCGUUCGUCGAUAGUUGGUCUCACCACGCAACAUCGGCCGAUCUGUUUCGUGGCGUCUCGUUUCCCGACCAGACGGUCAAUGCCAGCUCUGUCCUAUUGGUCGAGGGCGACUUCACGACGGCCUUCAAGGCGGAGAAAGGGCGGUAUGACGUCGUCGUCACCCACUUCUUCAUCGACACUGCUCGCAACAUCAUGAGCUACUUCGAUGCCAUCCACGCUUCACUCAAGCCAGGGGGGUACUGGAUCAAUUUCGGCCCCCUUCUCUGGGGGACGGGACCUUUUGUCCAGCUCUCUCUGGACGAGGUUGUCGCUGUCACGAAGAGCAUGGGGUUCGAGUACGUGGAUAUCAGCGAGAAAUGCGGUGUGGUGACACUGCUGGGAGAGAAGGUUCGCGGAAAACAGGCCGUGUACGGGUUCAACGAGAAGGCUCUCACUAAGAACGCAUACUUGGCUCAGGCUUGGGUGGCCAGAAAAGUCAAAUGA